UUGUGAGUCUCGCGUGUUGCGUUUGCACGCAUUUUUUAUAGUUUCAGCUGUCGCAAUGAGCAAGACACAGAAAACGCUGCAGUUCCAUGAACUGGAGCUGGACCAAUGCAUACUCAAGGCAAUUGCGCAUUUGGGUUGGGAGCAGCCCACGUUGAUACAGUCAACGGCGAUUCCAUUGCUGCUGGAGGGGAAGGAUGUUGUGGUGCGGGCACGCACGGGAUCUGGCAAGACAGCCACCUAUGCACUGCCCCUGAUCCAGAAGAUUCUCAACUCGAAGCUAAAUGCCAGCGAACAGUGUGUCAGCGCCCUGGUACUGGCGCCCACCAAGGAACUGUGUCGUCAGUCGCGUCAGGUGAUCGAACAGCUGGCCGCAUCCUGUGGCAAGGUGGUGCGGGUGGCCGACAUUGCCGGGAGCUCGAAUGAUGCAGCCACACAGCGACAUGCGCUCGCCGAGCGUCCAGACAUUGUUGUGGCCACACCGGCAAAGAUCUUGGCACAUGCGGAUGCGGAUGCCGUCAGUCUGCAGCAUAUCGAGACUCUGGUGGUGGAUGAAGCGGAUCUGAUCUUUGCCUUUGGCUAUGAAAAGGACUUUAAACGGUUGAUGAAACAUUUGCCGCCCAUUUACCAAGCGGUACUCGUCUCCGCAACCAUAACAGAUGAUGUGGUGCGCAUGAAGGGAUUAUGCCUGCGAGAUGCCGUCACAUUGAAGCUCGAGGAACCGGAUCUGGUGUCGUUGGAACAGCUGACACAUCAGCGCAUACUGGCCGAGGAGAAUGACAAGCCGGCGAUAUUGUGUGCUCUAUUAAAGCUCACUUUAAUCCAGGGCAAGAGCAUCAUCUUUGUGAACAAUGUGGAUCGCUGCUACAAGGUACGUCUGUUUCUGGAACAGUUUGGCAUACGCUCCUGUGUGCUGAACUCGGAGUUGCCAGCGAAUAUUCGCAUCCACACCAUUGCCCAGUUCAAUAAGGGCACCUACGACAUCAUCAUUGCCUCCGAUGAGCACAUGUUAGAGAAGCCAGCCGGCAAAUCACAGCGUAAAUCAAAACAGGGUGACCACGAGUCGAGUGCAUCGCGUGGCAUCGAUUUCCAGGGUGUCAAUAAUGUGAUCAACUUUGAUUUCCCUCGCGACGUCACCUCCUACAUCCAUCGAGCUGGACGCACCGCACGUGGCAACAACAAGGGAUCUGUGUUGUCCUUUGUCAGCGUCAAGGAGGUGCCCGUCAACAAUGCCGUGGAGCAGAAGCUGCGCAGUUGUUUUGGCCGGGAAACACUCGCCAAGAGGGACACACAAGUGCCCAACUCCUCCACUUCCUCCUCCGCCUGCGAAGAUGGGACAACCAACAGCAAAACCGUUGAACAACUGAAACGCACCUUUGCCGACAGCAAGGAACGCAAUCCCAAAGAGACUUGCGAUAACAUCAUCAAGCUCUAUCAAUUUAAAAUGGAGGAAGUGGAGGCUUUUCGUUAUAGGGCCCAGGAUUGUUGGCGUGCUGCAACUCGUGUGGCGGUCCAUGACACGAGAAUACGUGAGAUCAAGAACGAGAUACUCAACUGCGAGAAGCUCAAGGGUUUCUUCGAGGAGAACCAACGGGAUUUGCAGGCGUUGCGACACGAUAAGCCAACGCGAACGAUCAAAGUCCAAUCACAUCUGUCACAAGUGCCCGAUUACAUCCUUCCCACGGCUCUCAAGCGUGUCGCCUUCAAUCCUUCACCCGCAACACAAGCGCCAAAGCAACCUCGUAUCAGUGGAGCGAAGGCGGCAUUCCAGCGUCAGAGCAACGAUCCUUUGAUGGUCAGCGAGGUGGACUACAACAAACGACGUGGUGCAUCCAAGCGUAAGAAGACCAAGUGAUUGGAUCUUCUUAUAGCAUCUUAUAGUUGUCCUAUAGUUUAUUACAAUUAGUGGUCUGUGAGCUGUGAGCAGAAGAAAAUAAUCCUUUGGCUUUCUUUUCUUUUUUUUUUAUCAUGUUUUGUCCUGUAAGAUCGAAUAUGAGGAACCAAAAUAAACGUUAAACUCCAUGUGAAGUGAAAUACCAUUGACAA
Messenger RNA from Drosophila innubila, 2043 nucleotides. It is a transcript of the gene Hlc, whose product is annotated as probable ATP-dependent RNA helicase DDX56. The record is from RefSeq and is a predicted model, not a curated record. Bases 56 to 1852 code for a protein of 598 amino acids. Lineage: Eukaryota; Metazoa; Arthropoda; Insecta; Diptera; Drosophilidae. Gene Ontology annotation, cellular component: nucleolus. Gene Ontology annotation, molecular function: ATP binding; nucleic acid binding; RNA helicase activity. The transcript has 4 exons.